AUGUCCCGCGGUCGGCCACGCCACAAACUACUCAACGCCAUGUCGCGCACAACCAUGCCGCGCGAGCCGGGAAGCAACGUCUUGCGGCCGCGCGACCUAUCUCACGUACCACGGCCGAUGGUUCCGUCCAAGCCGGGAAACCACGUCCCGCGUCCGGCCGAGAAAGCAUCGACAAUUCCAUCACCCGUCCGACCACAUCGGCCGACCGUGAAAUCAUCCAUUUUUGAAGCCCAAUCCGCACAAUUCAAGCCCAAAGCCGGCGCCGACUUAGCAAUAUUAGGUCUAGUCGCUUUUCCAUACUUAGUCUUUUGGAGCAUUCUGGAGCAUAUGGGACAUGAGGAGCAUGGAGGGACUUGGCGCAUGGACGCAGCUCAACUGGAUACGCAAAGGAAGAAGGGAGAAGCCAUCUUGAAGACCAGCUCGACCAUCUACUCGACCAACCGGUCGAGUUCCUCAACUCGACCGGCCAAGCUUCAACUCGAUCGAGCUGAGAAGUCAAAGUCAAACCCGAAAAAUGUUGCUUCCCCCUUGACUUUCCUUUGA
Microthlaspi erraticum is the source of this 543-nucleotide messenger RNA. The record is from the annotation of a GenBank genome assembly. Lineage: Eukaryota; Viridiplantae; Streptophyta; Magnoliopsida; Brassicales; Brassicaceae.